UGACGUCAAUGCGGAGGGGAGAACGGGAUGACGUUGCUUAUUUAAAUGUCUCCCGAGCAGAGGGAUGGAGAGAAGGUCUGAACGGGCUGAGGCAGGACAGGCCCGUACCUCCGCCGCUGAGCUGCGAGACAUGCUCGGUGCCGCCAGCUGAAGGAUGGCCGCUUGCUGUGUCCUGCUGAUGGCCGGGAACGAGCUGCUGCCUCCGCUGUCAGAGAUGGCCUCAUCCUGCCGCUGUCCGAGGUGCUGAAGGCGCCGCCUGCGUCCCCGGCGAGAGCUGCUCUGGAUGCGUUGGAUCCAUCCUGCAGAGAGGUCCCGAGAGGGAGCAGAGGCUUCGUUCUAGACCUGGGAGAAGACUUGGGAGGUCUGCAGUUAUUGGUCACACUGGUGCAUACUGUAUAUAUGUCUGUGUGUGUGGGAAGAGGAGCGUGGGAAGCGGAUCGUUCUCGAGAAGGACAUGAUUGGAAUAACCAUUGGGCUGGCUUCCUAGUUUUGCCUCAAACUACAAGACGCUGGCAGGAGCAGGCACAUGAAUGCACACUCAUUUUGGUGGAUAUACUUUUUUGAUAUACAAGCAUUAUUUUUUACUACGUUAUGUUCUAAGAAUAAACUUCUUGGUCCCAUCAUCUUUUUUUCCUCCUUGUUUUGGAUUUAUCCUUGGAUUUAAAAGCCAGACAUUUCAUUUAUCAAUGUUACCUGUGUCGGUUGAGCGACACAAGGUUGAAGAGGCAGAGAGCAUCUAAAACCUGUUUCUGAUUAAUGAUACAUGGAGCAGUGCUAAUGUUGCAAGAAGCAUCUUGAAGUAUUGUUUAGUCACUCCAGUGCAAAAUCAUAUCUGGGCAAAAUGGGGGAGCAACCCAUCUUCAGCACCAAAGCCCAUGUCUUCCAGAUUGAUCCAAACACAAAGAAGAACUGGGUCCCUACCAGCAAACAUGCAGUUACUGUGUCCUAUUUUUAUGAUAGCACAAGGAAUGUCUACAGGAUAAUUAGUCUGGAUGGGUCGAAGGCAAUAAUAAAUAGCACCAUCAGUCCCAACAUGACAUUCACUAAAACAUCCCAGAAGUUUGGCCAGUGGGCAGACAGCAGGGCAAAUACAGUGUAUGGCCUGGGCUUCUCCUCUGAGCAUCAUCUCACAAAAUUUGCAGAAAAAUUUCAGGAAUUUAAAGAAGCUGCUCGAUUAGCAAAGGAGAAAUCCCAAGAAAAAAUGGAACUGACUAGUACGCCUUCACAGGAGUCUGCUGGAGGGGAUAUCCAGUCUCCUUUAACACCAGAAAGCAUCAAUGGGACAGAUGACGAAAGAACACCCCCCGAAGUGACGCAAAAUUUUGAACCAAGGGCUGAACCUACGCAGAAUGCAUUGCCAUUUACACAUAGCAGUUCUGCGAUCAACAAGCACUGGGAAGCAGAACUGGCCACACUUAAAGGAAACAAUGCCAAGCUCACAGCAGCCUUGCUGGAGUCUACUGCCAAUGUCAAACAAUGGAAACAACAGCUUGCUGCAUAUCAGGAAGAAGCAGAGCGUCUCCACAAGCGGGUGAGCGAAUUAGAAUGUCUUAGCAGUCAAGCGAAUGCAGUGCAGACGCACAAAACAGAACUUAAUCAGACAAUACAAGAAUUAGAAUCUACACUGAAAAAGAAAGAAGAGGAAAUAGAAAGAUUGAAGGAAGAAAUUGAGCACGCAAAAGAGUUACAAGAGCAGAGAGAUUCUUUGAGCCAAAAAUUACAGGAGGUGGAGACACAUAACAAAGACCUGGAAGGACAGCUGACUGACUUAGAGCAACGUCUGGAGAAAAGUCAGGGUGAACAGGAGGCAUUUCGCAAUAACUUGAAAACUCUUUUAGAAAUCCUAGAUGGAAAAAUCUUUGAACUCACUGAAUUGCGAGACAACCUGGCCAAGUUGAUAGAGUGCAGUUAAAAAGGCGAAAAGGGCUGCCACCACCAACCUUCUUCAAGAUACACCGUCUCCAUUCAUGACACGGUGGUGGGCUCUGCAUCAGAGCUGCACAAUACCUGUAUGGGAAAAUUCCUUUUCCGAGAGUUUAAUUGCAAAUUUCGUAGUUGGCUGAAGUGUGAAAUUGAGACUUGCUUUAUUAGCUAACAGAAAGGAAAUUAAAAAAAA
Messenger RNA from Nanorana parkeri, 2116 nucleotides. It is a transcript of the gene HOMER1, whose product is annotated as homer scaffolding protein 1. Bases 842 to 1912 code for a protein of 356 amino acids. The transcript is spliced from 11 exons. Gene Ontology annotation, cellular component: dendrite; cytoplasm; postsynaptic density. The record is from RefSeq and is a predicted model, not a curated record. Lineage: Eukaryota; Metazoa; Chordata; Amphibia; Anura; Dicroglossidae. Gene Ontology annotation, molecular function: G protein-coupled glutamate receptor binding. Gene Ontology annotation, biological process: G protein-coupled glutamate receptor signaling pathway; regulation of store-operated calcium entry.